Messenger RNA from Suillus clintonianus, 216 nucleotides. RefSeq lists its product as uncharacterized. The coding region runs from base 1 to 216 and encodes 71 amino acids. The transcript has 2 exons. NCBI's taxonomy places the organism in Eukaryota, Fungi, Basidiomycota, Agaricomycetes, Boletales, Suillaceae. The record is from RefSeq and is a predicted model, not a curated record.
AUGUUUUCUGUCGUUGAAGCCCAUAGUAUUCAUGCAACACUUCUGAUUUCAAUCAUUCCAGCUCUCAGUUCGCGAGAGGUUACAAUCGCGCCCCGUUUACAUACCAGCAAGUCAACGAAUCGAAUAGAGUGUAUUAUAGACUUCUCCUCAGGAGUCGGAGAAGCCGAUCGUCGCCAUGAAAAAGAUAUCUUCUACCAUAGCGCAAGACCUGACUGA